GGGAGGGGUCCUAGAAAAAGUGAUUGCGUUUCUUUCAAGCGGAAGGCCGAAGCUUCUGCAAAUAGUGGUCUGGCCCGGUGGGGUUUAAGGGUUCCGGUUGGAUAGGGGUGGCAGGUUGGAGUUUGGAAGAUGCUGUCCUACCUAAAGUCGUUCCCUACGCACAUGGACUACAAGGGACAACAACUAGCAGAACAGACUUUCCAACGAGUCAUUGUUGCAUCUGCUAUUAUUGGCUUCAUUUACGGUUACAUAAUUGAACAAUUUGGAUGGACUGUUUACAUUGUGCUGGCAGGUUUUGCAAUUUCAUGCUUGCUAACCCUCCCACCGUGGCCUAUGUAUCGUAACCACCCACUGAAUUGGCAGCCAGAGGUGCAGACUGAGGAGAAAAAACAAAUUGAGUGUGUCAAGAAGCCAAAAAAGCAUAAAUAAUGUCUAUUACCCUGUAUACAGCCAUACAUCCUGAUUUUUAUUUCAUGACUUAAUAAAUAUUGCUGAAUCAGAAAGAA
Stegostoma tigrinum is the source of this 506-nucleotide messenger RNA. RefSeq names its product signal peptidase complex subunit 1 (gene spcs1). NCBI's taxonomy places the organism in Eukaryota, Metazoa, Chordata, Chondrichthyes, Orectolobiformes, Stegostomatidae. The record is from RefSeq and is a predicted model, not a curated record. The transcript has 4 exons. Gene Ontology annotation, cellular component: endoplasmic reticulum membrane; signal peptidase complex. Gene Ontology annotation, biological process: protein targeting to ER. Bases 130 to 429 code for a protein of 99 amino acids.